UGUAAGUGAAAGGGAGGAAAUUAAACAUGAUGAUGAUUAUGUAAGUGAACGGGAGGAAAUUAAACAAGAUGAUGAUUAUAUAAGUGAAAGGGAUGAAUUUAAACAAGAUGAAAGUUUUGUAGGAGACAAAGAUCAAAUUUUUGAUGAUCAUUAUGUAAGUGAAAGGGAGAAAAUUAAACAGGAUGAUGAUUAUAUAAGUGAACGGGAGGAAUUUAAACAAGAUGAAAGUUUUGUAGGAGACAAAGAUCAAAUUUUUGAAGAUGAUAAUUAUGUAAGUGAAAGGGAGGAAUUUAAACAUGAUGAUGAUUAUGUAAGUGAACGGGAGGAAAUUAAACAAGAUAAUGAUUAUAUAAGUGAAAGGGAGGAAAUUAAACAAGAUCAAAGUUUUGUAGGAGACAAAGAUCAAAAUUUUCAAGAUGAUAAUUAUGUAAGUGAAAGGGAGGAAAUUAUAUACGAUAAUAAUAAUAAUAUAAGUGACAGAGAGCAAGUUAUCCAAUAUGAUAAUUAUGUAAGUGACAAAGAAGAAAUUAUAUACGAUAAUAAUAAUUUAAGUGACAAGGAAGAAAUUAUAUACGAUAAUAAUAAUUUAAGUGAUAAAGAAGAAAUUAUAUACGAUAAUAAUAAUAAUAAUAAUAUAAGUGAUAGGGAAGUAGAUAAAGAAAAUAAUAAUUAUGUUUAUGAAAAUGAUGAAAUUAUUAAAGAUAACAAAAGUAUGAACGAAAAAGACUCAAGUAUUCAUUAUGAUGAAGAAGGAACAAUUAAAAAUAAAGAUAUUAUUGAAAAUGUGAAGGACGAAAGUAGUGAUAUACAAAUGUUAGAAAAUGAUAUAAUUAAUAAUAUAAACAAUGAAAUAAUAGAUAAUAAUGAAAGUGAAAUAAUUAAUAAUCAAAGUAAAGUAGAAAAUAAUACAAGUAUGACAGAGUAUGAAGAUGUUAUAGAUAUGGAUUACAAAUCUCCAGAAAAUUUAUUUAUGUUUGAUCAAGAAUACAAUAUUAAUGAAGGUCAUAAAGGAGAAAUUAAUAAUAAUGAUAAUGAUAACAGUAAGAGUGUGUCUGGAAUGGGUGAACGAAAAGUUAGUAAUGAAGAAAAUAGGGAAGAUGAAAUGAUAAGAAAUGAAGAAGUAGAUUAUAUAAAAGAAGAUGAUGAACGUAAUUCAGACGAUAUAAAAGAAGAUGAUGAACAUAAUACAGACGAUAUAAAAGAAGAUGAUGAACACAAUACAGACGAUAUAAAAGAAGAUGAUGAACAUAAUGCAGACGAUAUAAAAGAAGAUGAUGAACAUAAUGCAGACGAUAUAAAAGAAGAUGAUGAACACAAUACAGACGAUAUAAAAGAUAAUGAUGAACACAAUACAGAUGAUAUAAAAGAUGAUGAUGAACAUAAUACAGACGAUAUAAAAGAUAAUGAUGAACACAAUACAGACGAUAUAAAAGAUAAUGAUGAACACAAUACAGACGAUAUAAAAGAUGAUGAACACAAUAUAGACGAUAUAAAAGAUGAUGAACACAAUACAGACGAUAUAAAAGAUGAAGAUAAUGAUCAAGUAGAAGACAAUCAAGAAUUAAAUGAAAAUUUAGAAGGUUCAGAUGUACCGAAGGAUGAUGAAGCUUUGGAUGUUGAGGAUGCACCUGAAGAACAAAAAGAGACAGAUGAUAAGAUAGAAUCUGGUUCUGUACGUGAUAAAAAGAAUGAAGGUUCAACUGAGAAAAAAAUUGAAACUAAAAAAGGUGGUUUACUUAUGGGUAUUAUGAAGAGAAAAAGAUUUAUGUCAAGAGAUCCGAAAAAGAAGUCAUAA
This is a messenger RNA of Plasmodium reichenowi, 1795 nucleotides long. RefSeq lists its product as hypothetical. The record is from RefSeq and is a predicted model, not a curated record. NCBI's taxonomy places the organism in Eukaryota, Apicomplexa, Aconoidasida, Haemosporida, Plasmodiidae. The annotation marks the transcript as partial. The transcript has a single exon.